AAGACGACGAGCAGGAAGAGGAGGAAGAAGAACCGGGAGCCCACAGAAGCCAGCACUUCUUUUGUUUUGAAGACCCCGACACGCGGGGUCACGGGGGGCUGAAUGGACUCAGACUGAAGACCCGGACUGACAGCAGCCACGCACGCUAAUUAGGAAAACCUGGUGGCGCAAUUAAGCGCACAAGGUGGGUGUUUGUGUUUGGAGGCACUGAAAGUUUGGUGGAGAGGCUGCUUUCCUUUGAGUGGGCAGUUGGAGCUUAUGUCGACCAUGCAAGUUAAGUUUUAAAAGCGCUGUCGAUUGGAAUCUGGCCGAUCCAGCGACGUUUGGCUGCUGGAGCUCGCCUAUUUAGCUCCACAGUCCCCUCGACACCAUGAGUUGGAGUUUCCUCACACGUCUGCUGGACGAGAUUUCUAACCACUCCACCUUUGUGGGGAAGAUCUGGCUGACGGUGUUCAUCAUCUUCCGCAUCGUCCUGACAGCAGUUGGCGGAGAGACGAUCUACUAUGAUGAGCAGAGCAAGUUUGUCUGCAACACACAGCAGCCGGGUUGUGAGAACGUGUGCUACGACGCCUUUGCGCCGCUCUCACACGUCCGAUUCUGGAUAUUUCAGGUAAUUAUGAUCACCACUCCAACCAUUAUGUACUUGGGAUUCGCCAUGCACAAGAUCGCCCGCAUGGAAGACUCGGACUACCAGCCGCUACGCAAAAAGAAGAGGGUGCCCAUCAUCAGCCGUGGUGCAGUUCGGGACUAUGAGGAGGCUGAGGACAACGGCGAGGAAGACCCAAUGGUCGCUGAGGAAAUCGAACAGGAGAAGCCAGAGAAGGGGGAGAAAAGCCCGCAGGAGAAGAAACAUGAUGGACGGCGGAGGAUCCUGCGAGACGGCCUGAUGAGAGUCUACAUAUGCCAGCUUCUGUGGCGCUCAGCCUUUGAAGUCUGCUUCCUUUGUGGCCAGUACAUCUUGUAUGGCUUUGAGGUUAUCCCUUUUUACGAGUGCACUCGCUCGCCGUGCCCGCACAGAGUGGACUGCUUUGUGUCUCGGCCUACUGAAAAGACCAUCUUCCUGCUGAUCAUGUACGUGGUGUCUUUCCUCUGCCUGAUCCUCACUGUCUUCGAAAUCAUGCACUUGGGCAUCGGCAGUAUCCGUGACACCUUCCGCAGGCGGGCCACCCUCAGAUCGCAUACGCCCUCUUCCUUGCAUGCCAUAGCCACUGCGCCACCAGGUUAUCAUGCUGCUGUAAAAAAGGGAGCCAAGGGGGAGCUGAGAAUGUCACCAACAGGUGACCCCGGCAUGGACAGUUUUGGUGACGGGGGCAACUCUUCCCGUGACCUGGAGCGAUUACGUAGGCACUUGAAGCUGGCACAGCAGCACCUGGGCCUGGCCUACCACACAGAGGAAGGAAGUCCCUCACGCAGCAGCAGCCCGGAGGUUCACGCUGUGGCGCAAACGCCAGCCGAGCAGAACCGCCUCAAUUUUGCCCAAGAGAAGCAGGGAGAUGCCAGUCAAAAAGGAAUACGUGCCUGAACCUGCUUCGGUCUUGUCGUUCCUACCAGCCUUUAUCACAUUGGGUGGGGGUGCCUCUGGAAAAGCAUUUGGACCACUGAGAGACGAUGUGUGUUUGUGUGUGUACGUGCGUGCGUGCGCAUGUGUGUGAAAGAAUGUUUCUUCCAGAAUUACAUGCGUUUUGAAAAGGAAUGGUGGUUCACUUUUAAUGGCCGUUACAUCUUCAGUUGAUGUUCAACCAAACGCCCAAGGCAGACCCGAGAUCGCUUAUUCGGUCGCUUAUUUGGCCUUAAAUCCCUGUCCGUUUCUGCCACCUCGACUGGCCCAGUUCUUUUUAUUUUUUCCCCCCCUCCUCCUCACAAAGGGCGUGCUUUUUUUGUAAGGUUUGUUAAGGCUAACUUGGGUAGAUGAUGUUUCUGGACCAGUGCUCAGUGUUGUUGUUUUUUUCUAAGGCGUAAGUAUUUUGUUCAUUGGGCCAAAAUGUUUAACUGGGGAAUGCUUGAAUUCAUUAUGCUCUCAACAUUCCUAAGAAUUUCCCAAAAAAAAAAAACACCUUUUUUUUUUUUUCUUGUUUUUGUUUUUUUGGGGGGUGGGGGGGCGGCGGCUUAUCGGCUAAACCUCAAGGAACUGCGUGGCGAUCAGCAGCGCCAACUCUAUCAUGCUCAAAUACAUUCCUCUUGGGUGAGACAUGAUUUUCCAUCCCUGACAUGCGUGGCCUGUGUUCAUGCUCCAACAGGAUGCUUAUCCACGCAACCUCACCCUGCAGUCAGCAGCUAAAACCCACUUUGGUUUUUGGAGUCCUGUGCAGGUCAACACGUUCUUAGCUUCGCAAUUGCUUUUUGGUGACCGGCUUGAAAUGAUGGUCGAUUCAAUCAAUCAAUUCACAUACCAAGUGUUUGUCUUUCAGUUGUACGCUACAUUCCAAACAAUACCGCUGCAAACAAUAAUAGCUUUCUUUUCUAGUUGUAGAUAUAUUUUUUUUCUUCUUCUUGAGAGUAAAUCUAUUUGAACCGAAA
Phycodurus eques (leafy seadragon) is the source of this 2517-nucleotide messenger RNA. Its product is annotated as gap junction gamma-1 protein-like. The coding region runs from base 371 to 1522 and encodes 383 amino acids. Gene Ontology annotation, cellular component: connexin complex. NCBI's taxonomy places the organism in Eukaryota, Metazoa, Chordata, Actinopteri, Syngnathiformes, Syngnathidae. The transcript is spliced from 5 exons. The record is from RefSeq and is a predicted model, not a curated record. Gene Ontology annotation, biological process: cell communication.